Molecule: messenger RNA, 1347 nt
Organism: Styela clava
Lineage: Eukaryota; Metazoa; Chordata; Ascidiacea; Stolidobranchia; Styelidae
Source: RefSeq, a predicted model, not a curated record
GCAAUUUAGACGUCGUCGGCGUCUUGGUCUACUCACUGGCUACGUGAUUCUGUCUGCUUUUAUUGUUUUCGACUCGAGUCGCCUGGCGGAUAGACGACAAAUCGGCCAGACUUUUGCUUUGUCGCUGCAUUAAUACUACACGACGAUAAUUGAUCGGAGACAUUCAGUCUGCAGCAUAAUUGCAAAAAGAGUAUUUAACCGGCAUCAUCACUAACAUGCCACCAUAUAUCAAAAAUUCUGCAAUAUCUACAAAGACGUAGUUGACAAGGAUGAAUACACAAGAUAGAAAUCUCCGCACAUCAGUCUUAUGUCUUGUAUUUGUUUGUCUAUCAAGCGUUACAGCAUCGAGUUCUCAUCGAACAGUCUGCUGCAGGCGAUCACCUUUAAUUCAAGUUCUCGGCCACGAUACAUCCGGACAUGAAGUCAAGGUUGACGUUGGUCGCUGCGUGACGUCUUGUCAUGUUAAUGAUGAAAACGAUUAUCAGAGUGUUCUGGAACGAAUUUUAGAAAAAAAGACAAAGAAUGACGUUUGUUCAAAAUCCGGAGGGUUCGAACGAGAAUGCAGUCCAUCAAUGAUGAGAGUUGAAGCAAUGACAACGAAUAACGGGCCACAGUUCAUUGAUGUCAUUGAAUCGUGUGAAUGUCGUGAAGUGGUAAAAUCUUGUGAACGCGUUCCAAAAGUGAAAAAAUUCUUCCCCGGGACAAAAUUUGAAGCGAAUGUUGAUGUUGGUCAAUGCCUUGGAGGUUGUAAAAAUGCAAAACAUCACAAAGUUUGUCGAGAAGUAAGAACGGAAACUCAUUCCAUCCCGGGACCAAACGGAAUUAUCAGCAUCGAGGUUGUAACGGGAUGCAACUGUGAGCAAGCCUGCUACAGGCAGCAUCACAAUGUCGCCGUCACUGAGUUUAUAACACGUGGAAAAGGGAGAAUGGCGACUAAAACCAAGGUUGUAGAUGUGGGAAAAUGCGUGGGUUCCUGUGGUUCAUUGAAGAAAUGCGUCGUAAAAGAUCACAAACAUAAGAAAGGAGACAAAAGUCGUUGUUUGAUGGCGCUGGAGAUUGCAGACGUCAAAUGUGCGCCGACCAGGGUACACAAUAUUUCGUAUGUAAAUAUAGAUGGAGAAAAGACAUCUGUCACACAAAUUCGAAAAUGCGGAUGUACAUGAAGCAUUUGAUCUGGGACUUCUUCGAAGAUUAGUCGGAUACCAGGAAUCUUCGUACAAACUCUAUGGAGGGCGAAGUUCGACGUUGGAUAUUGCAGCUGCGAGGUGGCGCAAAAAGCAACAAAGCAAAACGAAAGAAGACAAAUAACCCUUUAGAUGAAUUUAAUAAAUUUGAUAACCACAAUAA